AUUUAUUUGGCGGGAAGCAGCCGGAAGUAGCUGAAACCAGCUGCUGGGACGAGAGGAGGCAGGAUGAAGAUUUAUUUCUGUGGUAGCAUCCGCGGUGGCAGAGAGGACGUGCACGUGUACCAGAAGAUCACGCACAAGCUGAAGGACUACGGGAGCGUACUAACCGAGCACGUGAGCGACCCGGAGCUGAGCGAUACAGGAGAGGACGGGACCGUGGAGGGAGACCGAGCCAUCCAUGACCGAGAUGUGGACUGGCUGCAACAAUCUGACGUAAUCGUUGCCGAGGUCACGCAGCCAUCUCUGGGGGUUGGCUACGAGCUGGGUCGAGCCGUUGACAUGAAAAAGAAGAUUUUGUGUCUGUUCAGGCCAUCGUCAAGACGCACGCUGUCGGCCAUGAUUCGAGGAGCUGCAGAUGGUGAGCGUUUUGUGGUGAGAGACUACAGUGAAGACCAGGUUGAGCAAGUUCUGGAUGAAUUCUUCAGCAGACCUGGGAUCUGAGAUGCAACCAGUCAGAUGGCAGUGUCACUCCGCCCACCAACAUUAUCAUGGCAACCAGCAUACAUCUGGCCAGGAGAAGCUUUAGCUUUACUGUAAAAGGUCAACCCCAUUUGCUGUUCCAACAAAUCAACUUGUAGUGAAAACUUUGACACAAACAUCUUAGGUCUGUUCUUGCUGUGUCUUGUUUCUAAUUCCAUGCUGUCGUUCUUUUUUAAAACAAACGGUUUCGUUACCUGUUUUUCGCUACGUUUCGUCUGCGGCUGCAGACUUCCUCAGGCUGACGCUGAUGAUGAUUGACCAUCAGCGUCAGCCUGAGGAAGUCUGCAGCCGCAGACGAAACGUAGCGAAAAAACCGGUAACGAAACCGUUUCUGUGUUUUUAGAAAAAGAACGACAGCAUGGAAUUAGACCCAAACAAAUCAGUAAACCUGCAAAUGAUGUAUUCAAGUUCUGACUGUCCUGGUUCUGGGGAAAUUGACUUGUUCUUGUUCUAGAUUCAACGAAAACAUAGAAAUUGUUUCUAAUUGUUGUUGUGAUAAAAUCAAGCCAAAAGUAGAAUGUAAAGUAAUAUGUUCCUUGUAGUUGAAUAAAGACAUCUUGGGUGGUCAA
This is a messenger RNA of Nothobranchius furzeri (turquoise killifish), 1106 nucleotides long. It is a transcript of the gene dnph1, whose product is annotated as 2'-deoxynucleoside 5'-phosphate N-hydrolase 1. Lineage: Eukaryota; Metazoa; Chordata; Actinopteri; Cyprinodontiformes; Nothobranchiidae. Gene Ontology annotation, biological process: deoxyribonucleoside monophosphate catabolic process. Gene Ontology annotation, molecular function: 5-hydroxymethyl-dUMP N-hydrolase activity. Gene Ontology annotation, cellular component: nucleus. The record is from RefSeq and is a predicted model, not a curated record.